Trichoderma asperellum CBS 433.97 is the source of this 2001-nucleotide messenger RNA. RefSeq lists its product as uncharacterized. Gene Ontology annotation, molecular function: oxidoreductase activity. The record is from RefSeq and is a predicted model, not a curated record. NCBI's taxonomy places the organism in Eukaryota, Fungi, Ascomycota, Sordariomycetes, Hypocreales, Hypocreaceae.
GCCAAUCCGCGGCCCAACUUCAGAACCAUGUAAGAUCGCCAACUCAAACGGCCAUCAUCGGAAGUCCGAGAGUAUCCCACACGCGAACAGAGUCAAUCUGUCAGCUUUUUGCACGAAAUUUGUCAGCUUUUUGGAGAUGCAACCUCUUGCUGGUCUUUGGUUGCAACAUCGACCUUUGGAUUGGUAGCUGGUGAUGCACAAGGGCACGUUAGCGUCUGUCUGAUGCAGCGGUAUCGUAUAAAUUGCCCAGCCUGUGCCCGCUUUGCCUGACGAACAUGGCACUGGCCGCAUCCGCACUGCGAUCAACUACGCCACGACAAGCUGGGUUUUUACAGGUGCUGGGACAUAAUUUGAGAUAUUUAAUUCGACGGCAUCAAGCUAUUUUACCUCUUUCAAUUCGAGCCCGUCUUGCUUCGACAAUGGCGACGCCGUGGCAGAUUCGCGUUCCCGCGAGCGAUACGGGGUUGUUGAAGUGGAAGCAGACAGAUGAGUCUGCAGCGAAGGUGUCUGAGCUGUUGCAAAAGGAUCUCGAGAGCCACCAUGUAUUCUUUAAUGCGGAGGGCUUUCACAAUCAUAUCGUUCACUCCCUCCUCACUCUCUACGCCACCGGCGCCUCUCCCAGCACCCUCGAAGAGGCGUAUGCCGAAAACCACUCGUACCAAAUCAAAGCCAUGGACACCCACUCCGGCGUCGUCGAGGAGCUCAAGAAAGGGUGGACGGAAGGCUGCCCUUACCUUUCAAAGGGGAAAUAUUACCCUGACUUUCUGAGAUUCUUUCAAGAUGAAAUUGAGGCAAAGGGAUGGGAAAAGGUCCUUUUGGAGUAUGUCUUUAAGGGAGAUGAGAGGAGCGAAGCCAUCUUUGGCCGUCUCUUUGCUGGCUUCCUCCAUCCCCUCAUCCAACUCAUGUACGGCAUCGAAUGGCAGCAACCCGCCAUCAUAGCCGAAGGCCUCGCCCAAGCUGCCGUCCACGAGAACCGCGUGGGCGGGUUCCUCACCAAAGCCGAGCAAGCCGCCACUGCCUCUGCACACACGACCAGCUUGCCGGAGCUCUUUGAGUCUGUUGGGCAAUUCAGCGAGAAGCUCGCCACGAGCGCGCGGUUCGACGACAAGAACAAGAUUUACGACGGCAUCUUUGUUCGUGCUCCUGAUGAGGCCCUGGAGUUUGUGAAGCAGGUCAAGGUGCAUGAGGAUGAGUUGGAUGAGAGGCUGGCUGAGAUGGUUCACUCGUGCGCCUAUGUCGCUGCUGCGGCGGCGUUUCACCAGCCGAACAAACCCAAGUUUGACUUCUUCUUGAUUCACCACCUCAACUCGAUCCCCUUCUUCGUCACCCUCUUGUCCUUCCCCUGGCUCCGUGACUAUCAAAAGGUCCGCAUUCUCGAAUGGAAAAUCCGCCUCGAUCUCAUCCAGUACAUCGCUCGAGGAUGCCCACCGCUUCGCCUUGACGCCAUCAAGUCCUUUGUUCCAAAGCAAGAUUCUAGCUUCGCCACAAAGCCGGCUGACCUGCUCCCGCGGUUUCACGAGAUCAUUGACGAUGGACAUACCAUUAAGGUCGUCCGAGCACUACUGAUUGCUCAGGAGCUGUCUCGAAAGUAUGCCGGUAGGCCGUGGAUUCGCAUCGCGGACGACGAGACGUGGUUGAAGGUUCAUCAGAUUCUGCUGCAGGGCACGGAAGGCCCGCAAGAGCCCGCCUUGUGGGUGAGAUCUGCUGGGUUUGAAGAGGCCUGGGUAAAUGUGCCCAAGGAAAGGUAAAGACGAAAUUAAUCCUUUUGCACCAAAUAUGAAGAAGAAGAAGAAGAAGAAGAAGAAGAAAUGGAGAGGAAUGGAGAGCCUCAGGAUGCUGAUGACGAAAAAAACGUGAGCUUUUAGAGCCAACAAUACCGGCGCGCGACUUUAGGAUAUCUUUUAUAUUUUUAUGUAGUCUAGUCUUGUAAAUAACCCAGUUGUGCUUCCUAUUCAAGAACAAAAUUCAAGAGUUCAAUCCAUUCCCAUCCACUCUUCUUCG